AGCAAUGACUCCACAAAAGGUCUUACAAAUACUCCAUUCAAGUUGAGACUUUUGUCUUGCGAACAAUAGAAAAAAAAUUGGGUAGUUAGUUCGAAACUCGUGGCAUUUGGAUGGAAAGAUGAGUGAAAGCAUAUGGUGAAAGGAAAGACUUAGCCUCUCAGAAUAGGUUUCUAUUUGUUUUACUAGCAGGUGAAGGAAGGAAGGGACAACGACGGAAAGGGAUGGCGGUUAAGUGUUUCCGACUGACUGCUGAAAUUUUUUACGGGUUCAGCGUGUUUACAUUUGCGUUCAACGCAGUUGUUAUUCCUCAGCUCAUUGAACACAAAGUUUGCAGCAACAAGUACAACUCUUCCGUUUGCAGUCAUUUAAACAAACAUCCAGAGAUCGACGACGAUGUUCAGGAGAAUGCCGCCGAAUGGAUGUCGGUGCUACCUUUAUCGGCACUUCUCCCUGCCUUCUUCACAAUCCUCAUGAUCGGUCCGAUAUCAGAUGUGGUCGGCAAGCGGACUACAAUGAAAGUGCCACCACUGAUUUAUAUGAUACAGAGCUUUAUAUACAUCGCGAUGACAAGAAUAACAGUUCCUUUUAGCCCCGGAUUCUUCAUUAUACCAUACUGUCUUUCCGGUGUUUUUGGCGACAACGCCGGUUGCGCCUCCUUAGCGGAAGCAUACAUCUCCUGCAUAACAUUGCGCAAGGACCGCACCUUCAGAAUGGCUGUUUUAGAGUCGGCGAUAUUUUUCGGUACUGUCAUUGCAGCUGUCUCAUCUGGGGUUCUGUUAACAUAUUUCGGGUUUACAGGGGCAUUCUGCAUGACAGGUGCCGUCAAUCUUCUCAAUUUUCUCUACGUCAUAUUUUUGUUGCCAUCCGAGAAAACACUAUUGCCAGAAUUAUCGAACGAGAGCGAGCAAAAUCAAGAGGAUGCAACAGUAAGCUCAACACCGUCACAUAACAAAAAUGGUGAUGGGGGGCUAGGCAAUAAAAGGGACAUAACAGUAAGGGAGAUGAUAAAACCAUGGAGAUGUAUCAAGCAAAUUGGCAAUGCCAUAUGCGUUCGCAACAGAAGGAAGUUGAUAACCGCUAUACUUAUCUUAUUUUCGAUUUCACUAUUUGUAAACAUGGGUGAAAUAUACUUCGGUAUUCUAUUUAUUAAAAACAGACCAUUCAACUUAAAGGCCAAAGGGAUUGGAUAUAUAGUCGCCAUCCAGGCUUUCUUUAGGGCAGGAGGGGUUCUCUUGAUCCCUUAUGUGUGCCAGCGCUUCCUGAAAUUCAAAGACAUCCACCUAGUAAUGCUUGGUUUCACAACACAGACAGUUUAUUUCUUGUCUUUUGGUUUUGCUUCUUCAGUACUCGCCCUGUACUUGAUCCAAAUUAUUGGGAUCCCGUUGUCAGUUCACCAGCCCGUUUUCCGCUCAAUGAUUUCAAAAUCGGUGGACACUCAUCAGUACGGAGCAGCGAUUUCUGCAGCCGAGGCUGUUGAUAUUGCAAGCUCUCUUCUGACCAGCCUCAUUUCCAACCAAGUAUAUUCAGCAACGUUUCCGAUAUUCAGAGGUUUUACAAUGUGCUUACUCAGCGUCUUGUCGUUCAUGGGUUUAAUUGGCGCAGUCGCAUUCUCGUUCACAUUUAGAGGUGAUAUUAAACCCAUGCAUAACGAAGAACAGCAAUCUUUAAUAACAGAUUGAAAGACUGGUGUUACCUAUAAGAGAAGAUGAAAUGUUUGAAAUGUGUGUAAGAUUCACGAAUUAUUAAGAAUAAUUUUAAUCAAAUGCAUCUAUUUUUUCCUACCAAUGAAAGUAAAUUCUUCCGGAUAAAAGUGAACAUUGUGAGUUUGUUUUUGCAUUCACCCUUCUAAGAUUAAAGCCAAGAAGGUUUCAUUUGUCGCAAAGAUAACAAGAUUCGCCUAACUUUUUGUGUUUUUCAUUUAACCUUAUCCGUCAUGUUUUUGAUAAACAUAGAAUGUUGAGUGGUGGGACAUUUUUCAAAAGGGCCCAUGCUCAUCUCAAAAAUUGUACAGGAGUUAUGAAAGGGAGCUUCAGAUCGUAAUAUGCUUCUGUUUGUGCUAAAAACCCCGAUUUGUUGCAAGAGCUAUAUGACUGUAUGACAUUUUCAAAGAGAAGUUAGCAAUUUAGCAUGAAAUAGAUAAUUCAAAUCUUUGCUAUAUUUGCAAUUUUUUACAUUAGCAUUAUGGGGCAAAAUGCUCCCUGUAAAUUUGUUUUUUAUUCCCAUUAUAGGCUGAUUAAACAAUAACUUGAUCAGACAAAAAUAACAGUUGCUGUGUGAUCUGUUUUAUCAUUGCAGAUGCAGUGGAACCCCGCCUUACGACCACUUCGUUAAUACGGCCACCUCAUUAUUACUGCCACAUUUGUUUGGCCCGGAAAAACGGCCAUACAUAGUCUCAUAAAAAACCCCGUUAAUGCGGCCUCCUUUUAAUACGGCCAGCGGCCACAUUUUGCGAUCCCAAACAACAGGAUUCUUUAUAAUUCCACCCCGUUAAUACGGCCAUUUGUGUUCAGCAAAACUGUAAUAAAAUCUCAAUAAUCUCAUCGUUUUACAAAAGAACUUUUUAUUAUCAAAGUCGCUUGCUUUCAGGUUUGAUUGCCCACACUUAAAUGGGUUGCUUGGAAUGCAGACGAACCAGUCAAAAGUCACCAAAUUUUUAGCAAAAUCAUGAACAUGAUUUGGUGAUUAAGGCCCAAGAACCCAGGACUUCCGUUUCGUUUUGUUUGUGGAUUAGUUAUUUAACAUAUUUUUUUAUAACUUUAUCUACAUUUCCAGAUGUCUAUUAAAGAGAACAGUUGAUAUUAGGAUCUUAUUAUUAAUUUCUACCUCUUAAACUCCAAAAUUUGACCCUUCCUCGUUAAUACGGCCAUCCCGUUAAUACGGCCAAUUUUUGGUGGCCCGUUGGUGGCCGUGUUAACGGGGUUCCACUGUAAUGUACUUUUUGGCACAAUUUCUUCAAAUCUGAUAAAGACGUUAGAAUCUGAUGGAAGUUUAUCUACGUACAGUAUUCUUAGACAUAUAACGAGCUAUAAAAUGCAUUAAACUUAAGCCUAGUACAAAUAAAAAUCAACUACAAGAAUACUACUAGCUCAAGAAUUAUUAGAAAAAUUAACAAUAGAAAAGGAAUUUGAAAAUUUAUCAAUCUGAACUAUCUGGAUAAGAAGAAACAGCCUUCGUUUUUUGCUUCAAAAAGCUGAAGCCAAAAAAUGCUGAGGGGAGGGGGUGUAGAUCCCCAGAUUUGCCGGCAAGAAAGAAUGGCGUUUCUUAGGUGCAACUGUUGGCAAUAAUAUAAUGUAGACAAACUUCUUCCAGUGAAAUCUUGAGCCAUUUGAUUUUUAAUGAAAGAUAAUUUUUAGGCAGAAAUGGAGUACAUAACAUGAAUGAAUCUGAUUAUCCAUAUUCUAAAAUCUUCGAAAUUUAAAUCAUUAGAGCAACAGAUGAUUAACUCAGUAGCAUCUAGGUCAUUAGAAUGUGACAACAAAUUCAAAUAUGAUUGCACCCCAUUGGCUUUGUCCUGACCUUCCGUUUAUUAUAUCGAGGGGCAAAUCACUCCAAGAAAAUAUCGUACACCUUUUGUGAAAAUCCUAUUGUUUUAUCUGAAAAUCCUCGGAAAUCCUUUUGUUUUGGGGAAAAUCUGGUACGCUAUUUGCAAGAGUGAAUUGCCCCUCGUAAUAUAUGGUUUUUCUAUAGACACAAAUGAUCCCCCAAAACUCAUAAUAUGCUUGAGAGAGAACAAUGCUGACGCUGUGCACAAAUCAAGAACAAUGCUAAACUCAAUGUCAAGAUUCAGGGCAAAUAUUUUUGAUAAAUAAGUCACUGUAAAAGCAAUUUGAGACGAAGCAAUCAUCAUUUUACCAAUCGUAAAUCCUUGAAUGCAAACAUUCAAAAGACAGCUGCCAGAAAUGGAUGCUACACUAAAAUGUUAGUCCCUAUUGAGAGACUGGCUCAACAUCGUCAAACUUGAAAGAAAAUUUGCCCGUUGUAUUAUACUGCACAUGAUGUUUAUGCUGGCCAGUGACGUAGACAGGAGAAUUCAUAGGAGGGGCGAUAAAUUUAGAUUUUCCAACAAAAAUUUUAUAACAGCUUUUAUUGUUACCAGAAUGUGGACAAAACGCCUCUUAUGUCACGUGUCAUAAAUCAUAAUACUCGAAGAUUUUUCUUGUCUUCUCUUCUAAAAAAGGCAUUUUUAAGUACUAUGCCUUUUUGAAAAAGAUUGUCAAUCACAAAACAACAGAAGAAGCUAACAUAUUAAGCUUUAAAAUCUUUUCUCACAAAAAGUAACACUUUGAAAGGUAU
This is a messenger RNA of Rhopilema esculentum, 4293 nucleotides long. Its product is annotated as proton-coupled folate transporter. Gene Ontology annotation, biological process: transmembrane transport. Gene Ontology annotation, molecular function: transmembrane transporter activity. Gene Ontology annotation, cellular component: membrane. Lineage: Eukaryota; Metazoa; Cnidaria; Scyphozoa; Rhizostomeae; Rhizostomatidae. The record is from RefSeq and is a predicted model, not a curated record.